AUGAAAAGUUCUACAAUUGGUUUAUUGUUAUUAUUAUUAUUAUGCACUUAUUCGAGUGGAUCUGUAUUUCGGCAAUUAGCUAAAGAUAAGAGUGAAAAAUUAGGUGAAAAAGCGGUCAAUGGUGUAAAAAGUAUUAAAAAGAAAUUUUCUUCUAAACAACAACAAUCAUCAUCCAUUGUACGUUUACAUAAUCAAACAAUUUACAAAUCCAGCACUUAUGCUGAAGACUAUUGCAAAGAUUUCGGUCAAUCAUUGUUAUUGUUUGCCUAUCGUGGCUUCUGUUAUUCUGUAACAUCUGAACUCAUACCAUGGGCAAAAGCUGACAAUUAUUGUCAACAACAUUUUCGUAAUGUUUCAAAUCGACAAGCAUCAUUAUUAGUAUUUGACGAAGAUGACAGUGAUAGUGAAUUUCAAUAUAUAAAACAGAUAUUUAUGUCAUACAAUCAAUCUGCAACAAAAUUGAGUGCAUCCAUAGGAUUUAGUUAUAGAAAUAAUACGUGGUUAUGGUUAGAUGGUCGAAAAGUUGAUUUUAGUGAAACACCACCAUCGAUUUAUGCUGCAAAAAAUUCAAUAUUUCCAUAUGAACAAUUAAUGUGUGGACUUAUUGAAUUUCUUCGUUUACCAAAUGAAACAAAAUUUGGUUUAAUGCAACAAGAAUGUUUAACACCGGAAAGAGUUUUUUGUAAAUUAGAAGUUGAUUAUUGUUUUGAAAAUGAUAAAUGUGGUUUAAAUGGUGUAUGCAGUAACGAAGAUGGAGCGUUUCGUUGUGAAUGCGCAUUUUUAUACGAUGGAGCAUAUUGUGAUCAAUAUAGUUCCGAAGCAAUUCAAGUAAUUAUUGCAAGUAUACUUAUUGGUUUGGCAUGUAUAGUUAUAGCUGUUUGUAAGAAAAUUCAAAAUGGACAAAACAAGAGUCUACCCGUGGAUCAUUAUGAACGAACUGAUACUACUGCUGCUCAUGAUCAUCUAUUAAAUUUGGAUCAUAAUAAAUCAUUAAAUAAAUUUAAACAAAUUGGUUCACUUUGUUUUCAAAAAUUUCCAGAUUGGAUUCAUCAUACACCAUCAACAUCAUCAUCAUCAUACGAUAGUUGUUCAAAACCACCUCUACCACCACCAAUUUUACGUGGUAAUCAUGAAAAACAUCGUCGUUCUAAUCGUCAUCGAACAAAAACAAAAACAUCCGAUGGUUUACUAACAUUUGUCCAAUCAUUUUUAACUGUCACUGUAGCUGGUGUUGCUAUUGUUUAUAUUUGUGUUCGACGUACAAGUUCAAUUUAUGAUUAUGAUUCACAAACUUCAAAACAUCAUCAUAAUGCUUCAAUAUCAAAAUUAAAAGAUUAUAUUGGAUUAAAAUCAACGAAUGAUGAAAAUCGAACAGUAGCAAUAUCUAAUAGUUUGAAAAAAUCUUAUCUUUGUCGAUUAAUUGGAUCAAAUUAUGUGAAUCAAAAUGUAUUCAUGUUACCAUUUUCAGCAUUAUUAACAUUCAUUUUAUUUCUACUUUAUCAGACAAGUCAACAAUCAUCAUCUCCAGUCAAACAUCAUCAUCGAUAUCGAUGGUUUUUUCAACGUUUAAAAUUUCCAAUUAUUUUAAAUCCAUUUCAAAAAAGUGAUCGAUUCCAUACUGUUAUUCUGUUUGGUGUUAUAUCAAAUCAAAUUAUUAAUUUAUUAAUUGAAGUACUACUCAAACCAAGUGCAGACGUACGAAUGGGUAUUUUAUUUGAUUUAAUUCGUCGUCUUGGCCUUGUUAUACUGUGUGGUGCUCGUUAUUUUCCUAUCUUAAUUGGUUUAAAUGUUCAUUGUUUAACAUCAACAUUUUUAACAUCUCUUUUUAUCACAUUCGAUUUAGCCUUGUCUGUUUACUGUGAAGCUCAUUGUAUUCAAUCAGUGAGUGAUCAUUUAACAUCAACUGUAUCCAUGAUAAAUUCAUCAUCUCGUAUUCAAUUGGAUAUUGCACGUAUUCAUUAUGUAUUAGCAAAAUGUUUACCACAUUAUGUUGCAUUAGCUCAUAUUAUGGCACGAUUUUAUACACUGACACUCAAACAUUUUCUCUAUUUAUGUAAAGGUAAUGAACGAUGGUCUCAUAAUUAUUCAAAAUCGACAAUUAAUACAAAUACAACAAAUACAAUUUAUAAUACUAUUUCAAAAGAAUUUGAUAAUGAUUGGUAUUAUACAAAAUCGUUAAUGAAACAUGGUUCAACACCAAACUACUAUUUGUAUACAUCUCAACCACAAACACAUUCAAAAACAUUUAAACAAUUUCUUCAUAAAAUUUAUAAACCACGACCUUAUUUUCGUUAUUCAUUACUUGUUCUAUUUACCUAUACUGUAUCAUUUUUAGUUUUAUAUUAUUUGACAUGUUUACUCAUAUUUUCAAGUACAUUUACACUACGUCUUUUGAUGACUGUAACCGGAAAUAUUUUGAUGAAAUUGAUUCAAAUAUCACCAAUAACAAUAAAUAUUAAAACAAUCAAAGAAAAAAUUAAAAUAAACAAAUAG
Messenger RNA from Didymodactylos carnosus, 2493 nucleotides. The record is from the annotation of a GenBank genome assembly. Lineage: Eukaryota; Metazoa; Rotifera; Eurotatoria; Philodinida; Philodinidae.